This is a messenger RNA of Phytophthora nicotianae INRA-310, 3222 nucleotides long. RefSeq lists its product as hypothetical. The record is from RefSeq and is a predicted model, not a curated record. Lineage: Eukaryota; Oomycota; Peronosporomycetes; Peronosporales; Peronosporaceae. Bases 1 to 3222 code for a protein of 1073 amino acids. The transcript is spliced from 2 exons.
AUGAUGCUUCGAGCUAUAAAGCUGGUCAUCCAGGCAUCACUGUUGCUACAAGUGCUCCAGUAUAGCACCUCCGUGAAUGGCGUCGAGGUAAACGAAAAUUUUCAGAACACUCAGCUAACAUCAAAGGACAAGCUAGGUACCGUUGUCCCCGCGAAUAUCCCGGACUCACAAGACGAGAAUAUUAAGAAGCAGGAAGAGCGUGGCUUCUUUGACUGGUUUAGCGAUGACGAUGACACCACGGCUCCUGCUUCACCUGCCGCGGGCAGUACCCUGGCUGCUGAAGACACAUUGGGGGAAUUCGCGACUACGACGCCGAUCCCUGGCACGGCUGCACGGCCAUCUACCAGUAGCCUGAUGUCAAUGUACGGCAGUAUGAUUGGCGAAUUUACGAAAAACACCGAUACUGCCUCGGAAGCCGAUGGAAGCACGGUGGGCGCCGGUAGCUCUGCCACUACCCCUAAGACGAAGAAGACGAAGAAGCCUGCUGUCGCUGUGACCUCCACAUCGUCUUCGGGCAGUACCUCUGGGAGCGAUGCAGCUGAAGCCACACCGAAGAGGAAAAAGAAGACCAAGAAACCUGUGGUGGCUGCCUCCGCGUCUACGUCCGCGUCAGGGAGCGAAGAGAGCGAAGAUAUCGAAGACAGCGGUUCUGGAAGUGGGGCGCCCCCCAAGAAGAAGAAGACUAUCAAGAAGACCAAGAAGCCCGCCGCAGCUGCUGUUUCAUUGUCUGAAUCGGAGGCUGAAUCGGGAAGUGACGACCUGUCGGGCCUACUAGGCAGCUCGACUGCGUCGGGAAGCGACGAUGUGUCCGACCUGCUCGGUAGCUCGGCUGGAUCGGGAAGUGAAGGUGGCUUAUCGGGUCUGCUCGGCAGCACCGGCGGUUCCGGAACUGAGGCAGCCUUAGCGGCCCUGCUGGGUUCGAAAUUCGACGCCUCUGGUAGCAUGCUCAGCUUUGAAGACUUCAAGAAAACGUUCGGCGACAUGUUCGGAUCGGGGAGUGGUGGUAUUGACCUGUUUGGAGAUUCGAGCCCCCCUCAGGACAACACUGUUGAAGACGAUGAUAUUAUUCUUGGUGAAUUGUACGGUGGUAAGGAGCACGGUGAUGCGUUCUCGGACAUCAAGAACAUCAAACUCGGUCAGUUCAUCCUUAACAUCACUGUACGCGGCCAGGAGCGCGUGGACUCCGUUGGCAUUACGACUAUGACUCAAGGAUUUAAACUGUGUGGUGGUGGCAAUUCGGAGUUGUUUCAGUCGUAUUUAAACACUGAAUCUCCAUUAGUAAAGGUACGGCUGUUAUUUUUGGGUCAGUUCAUCCUUAACAUCACUGUACGCGGCCAGGAGCGCGUGGACUCCGUUGGCAUUACGACUAUGACUCAAAAGGUUUACGGUAACCUCGUACAUGGUGGUAAAGGCGGAACGGAGGGUUUUAUUGAGCCGGCGGUGGGCAACACUAUUGACUCCGUUGAAGUGCACUGGGACAAGAACAAGGGCAAGACAUGCAUCUUCUACAUCAAGAUGACUACUUCUGGCGGUAAGACGAUCGCCACGGGAACGAAAACGGGCAACGCUGCUGUAAUCAAGCCGCCCAAGAACUACCAGCUUGCCGGUUUCUACGGCCGUGACAGCAGUUCCGGUAUUUUCUGUAUUGGUGGGAUCUUUACGAAGCAAGCAACUAUGGACCUGGCAGUCACGGACGUGAUGGCUAUCACCACUGAUAGCUCCUCCGAUGUCUACAACUACAACACCACCAUCCGCAAUUGGGUUGGGCCGCUGGAAACCGCUGACGAUACCGCUUGUUACCAGAAGAAAUUCGAUGUCAGUAGCCAGGGCAUGUGUCCGUCGGGUUUUGACAGAGAUGAUGAUAAGUGCAUUUCCCAGUGCCCUCUCAACUACCCCGUACACUGCUUGAUGGAAUGUAUUCCUCAAAAUGCCGACUGCACUCAGGAAAUCGUCUCUAAAGUUGCAUCUGUGGUCGCUGUUGCCUUAAAUGCGGCCACACUUGGUGUCUUUGGCACGCUGGUGUCGGCUUACAAGACCGCCAAUUUCGUUCUUAUGUGUGCCAUCAACGUCGUAAACGCCGUCAAAUCGCUCAUUUACUAUCUGCGUUAUAAGCAAACGACCAUUCCGAAGACCGACACGGAGAAGUUGAUGGACAAGGCCUUCCAGAUGCAGAUCGUCAUUCUCGACCUACCUGUGGCUGUCUGCGCUUGCCUCGGUAUCAAAAUCCCUCCAAAGCUUCAGUUCUCAGCCACCAUUCUGGCUGUUGUGUCUGCUAUUGUAAUGAUGGCUGUCAUGGUUGGUGAAAUUUUAUUCGCUAGUCAGGAUAACGUCAUGCUAAUGCUCCGUGAAGUGGGAGCUCUCAACAACACUGUUCCCAGCAGUAAGAUCGACGAGCUUGACACAUUCCUCCACUCUAAAAACGGUACGUGUGGCUACGAGUUGAGAACCCUCACGAACCGCGUCAUGGGCAAGGUCUACGAAAUCCGCAACAAUACGCCCAAUGCUGCUCCGAAUGAUGUGCGCGUCGCCGUUAGCAAGUCGCCCAUCAUCACAGAAGACAUCCCGGUCGUCACCAACCACUGUAUGGGGGAGAUCUGGAAGAAUAAGACGAGUGCGGCGGCGUACAAAACGCGAAACCUGUUGCGAAAGACGAUCGGUGUGAUUGUUGACCAGCUGAUUGAGGACGGUACGACCGACAUGGGUAAGUCCGUGACCAAGAAGGAGAAGGCACUCGAGUACUCGAACUUGGGUCUCUUCGUCUUGUCCAUUUUAGAUCCUACGGGUAUUGCCUGGAUGGCUUCCGAAUUUGUUCAGCCCAUUUGUGGUCCCAGUGAGUACCUGGGUGAGAUCGACGACGGUACUCUGUAUGAUGCUCUGGGUCUCAAUACUGUCGACCAAGCAUUCCUGGGAAGCUACGGUGUGUGGAAGAAGAAGGGCGAUGGCUCCGUCACGGUUUACUUCGAGAGUGUUGACAAGUACGAUGUGUCUGUGGUGAUCAAGUCUGGUGGUGACAAGCUCAAGGAGGUCAAGGUGCCUGCUAACGGCAACGUCACGUGGACGUCUACGGUAGAGAAACUGGGGGACAAGACAUUGUACCUCGAUCGCUGGCGCCCUGGUCUCUUCGGUCUGCCUGGUACGGGAGGUGGUUCUCUACUGAUGUGGAUCCCUCGAUCGUCUGAAGGAGGCCAGCUUAUUCUCCAUGCUCGCCUGAAUGUAAGCUAA